This is a messenger RNA of Aegilops tauschii subsp. strangulata, 955 nucleotides long. RefSeq names its product proline-rich protein 4. The record is from RefSeq and is a predicted model, not a curated record. Lineage: Eukaryota; Viridiplantae; Streptophyta; Magnoliopsida; Poales; Poaceae.
UCCAUCCAUCGAGCCGCUAGCUACUUACUUCACACAGGCAAGUAGUGGAGUUCGAUUCAGAGGUUCAGGCAUGGCGGCUCCGACGAGAGCACUGGUCCUCGCCGUCCUUCUGGCCAUCGCCGUCGCCAACACCGACGCGGCGUCGGUCGUGGUCGGCCUGGCCAGGUGCGCCGACUGCACCAGGAAGAACAUGAAGGCCGAGGAAGCUUUCAAAGGUCUUCAGGUGGCGAUCAAGUGCAAGAACGUCCACGGCGACUACGAGAGCAAGGCAGUCGGUGCCCUCGACGGCACCGGCGCCUUCAGCGUGCCCCUCGCCGCUGACCUCCAUGGCGCCAAUUGCGUCGCGCAGCUCCACAGCGCCACCUCCAACGCGCCGUGCCCCGGCCAGGAGCCAUCCAAGAUCGUCCCGGUGUCCGAGGGCACCAACUACGGAAUUGUUGCAGGCGAAAACACCGCCACGCCGUCCGCAGCGUCACCGGAGUGCGCGUCCAUGACCCUGUGCGGGCCGAUCAAGAAGCACAUCAUCGAGCACUUCCACCACAAAAAGCCCGUGCCACCAAAGCCGGAGCCCAAGCCCCAGCCCCACCCUGACUAUGGCCCUGUGCCCAAGCCGCAGCCCCACCCCGACUACCACCCCGUCCCUCUCACCCCCACCUACGGCGGUGGCGGUGGAUACCACGGACACCACUGACUCCGAUCUGCCACCCUCCCGCCCAGCACUGAAAUCGCCUGGUUUUCGUGUUGUCGGUGAGUGAGUGACCGCUAUCUAUGAUUAUCGCAUCGCAUGAAUGGCUGGUUUGGUUUUCUUCAAUAUCUGGUUCAGUGUGUGUCACUCAAGUGUACGGGUGAUAGGUAUUUCUGUACUGGUGUUUGAAAUAUCAGUGUGAUUUUGUAACCAAAGUUAUUAUAAAUCAAGUAAUAUAAUCAAGUACAAAGUGAUUCAUUUUUUUCUUUC